AUGGACGCCGCACAGAAAUCCUGGGAGAUCGAAAACUCCGUCGAGCUGGUUGAUGCCCACCGCGAUGCCCUCUACAAAUAUGACCCCGCCGCCUCGCAAGCCGUCGUCUCCUCCAAGCCCUGGUCGAAAGACCCCCACUACUUCACAUCCAUCCGCAUCUCCGCCGUAGCGCUUCUCAAAAUGGUUAUGCACGCUCGCUCAGGCGGCAGUCUUGAGGUUAUGGGCUUAAUGCAGGGUUAUGUCUCGGCCAACACCUUCAUCGUCACCGAUGCAUUUCGACUCCCCGUCGAGGGAACCGAGACACGGGUCAAUGCCCAGGAUGAAGCGAAUGAGUACAUGGUUUCGUACUUGCAAGCCUGUCGGGAUUCCGGAAGGAUGGAGAACGCGAUUGGGUGGUACCAUAGCCAUCCGGGCUACGGAUGCUGGCUGUCUGGAAUCGAUGUGUCCACGCAGGAUACACAGCAGACAUACAGCGACCCGUUCGUCGCGGUGGUGAUCGACCCCGAUCGAACGAUCUCUGCGGGCAAGGUUGAAAUCGGCGCUUUCAGGACGUAUCCGAAAAACUACCAACCGUCGAAUGCUGAGCAAGAUGACGACGGAUAUCAGAGCAUCCCACUUCACAAGGUGGAAGAUUUUGGUGCCCAUGCCUCGCAGUAUUACUCUCUCACAGUCUCGCAUUUCAAGUCCACGCUUGAUACCAAAAUUCUAUCCUUACUAUGGAACAAGUACUGGGUAGCUACAAUUAGUCAGAGCCCCUUAUUUACAAAUCGCGACUACACCACCAAACAGAUCGCAGAUUUAGGGGAGAAGAUUAAGAAAGCGACCAGAGCGGUCGAGAAUAGUACACAGCGGGAAAGUGCUUUAACAACCAAGGACCAACAUCUAGAGAAGGUUGUCAAGGAGGGAGAUCGUAUAGCAGGAGAGGAGCUAACGGGCUUGAUGGCAGCUCAGAUUAAGAGGGAGCUGUUUCAAGGGGUAGGGCAACAAGCGGCUGACAAAACAUAG
Messenger RNA from Uncinocarpus reesii 1704, 1005 nucleotides. RefSeq names its product COP9 signalosome complex subunit 5. The transcript is spliced from 2 exons. NCBI's taxonomy places the organism in Eukaryota, Fungi, Ascomycota, Eurotiomycetes, Onygenales, Onygenaceae. The coding region runs from base 1 to 1005 and encodes 334 amino acids. Gene Ontology annotation, cellular component: COP9 signalosome; cytoplasm. Gene Ontology annotation, biological process: protein deneddylation. The record is from RefSeq and is a predicted model, not a curated record. Gene Ontology annotation, molecular function: deNEDDylase activity; protein binding; metallopeptidase activity.